Molecule: messenger RNA, 1014 nt
Organism: Penicillium nucicola
Lineage: Eukaryota; Fungi; Ascomycota; Eurotiomycetes; Eurotiales; Aspergillaceae
Product: MBL fold metallo-hydrolase
Exons: 2
Coding region: 1-1014 (337 amino acids)
Source: RefSeq, a predicted model, not a curated record
AUGUGCAAUCCCCCGACAGACCAGGAGGAUCAUGAAUCAUACAGUCUUCGAAUGACUGCGCAUUUGGUAGAAAGUUCAUCGGUUACCAGUUUCACAGCAACCCGUCUGAACCAAACCACUUUCCGUCUUGUAGAAGAUGACCGCCACAUUGAGCGACCUCUGAUUUACGUGAAACAAUACCCAACUGGGAUCGUCGUUAUCGACACUGGGUGCAAUAAUCCAAGAAAUGCAGGGCUACCUGUCACAAGCCUGCGGAAAUUUAUUGAGACCGUUCCUAUUGAACAAAAUGAGGGAAUGCCGUUGAAUCCCGACGGUCGCUUGCCUUACUAUAUUCUGAUCUCUCAUUGUCAUUACGACCACAUUGGAGGACUGGAAAGCUUCGAAGGCAGCUCCUAUCACAUCUACUGCAGUCAGAUUUUGUUGACUGAAAUAAUUGCAAACUCCCGACUAAACCACGAUUCACUUCGAGAAUCGUGCUCUUUACCGCCCUUGAAAAUUGAUCUGGAAAAAUUGACCGGUGUGCCAGACGGCCACUUUCUUGUUGAUGCAAAUGGCGUUGAACUAAAUCUCCAGCUACUACAUGCCCCUGGCCAUUCGCCUGAGCAUAUGGUGGUAUUGGAUCUUGAUGAGAGUACCAUAUUUUUAGGAGAUUCGGCGUAUGAGCAAAGUCCUCUGUUCUACGCAUAUGGCGGAGACUUGACUCUACACAUUCAAACUUUGGCCAGGUUAGAGGCUCUCCUUACAACUUACGAAAAGCCCGAGGGUGCUCGUAUUUGGACAGCAGCGUGUGGACAUUACAGCUCCGGACUCAACGCAGUCUCACUUUUAAAGCGAACGAAAGCCUUCAUUUUGGAUGUUAUAGAAGACAAAGUACCUUCCCAGAGUCGAGAGGCCAAUCCCUACCAAGCUGGAGGCAUCUUGGAGCUUUUCACCCGUGACGAAUUGGCGAUGGCGUGUCCAGAUCACCUUUUGCAAGAUGCAAAGAGUUCAUCAAAGGCUUUCCCCUCAUCUUGA